UGCGUCUUCCAUUCAUUGUUCAGGCUGAGCACUAGCUGAAGUGCUAAUCAGGCUAGCCAAGAUCAUAAGUGGUUUUAACUUUUCAUGCGUGCAUAUAAGACUGUUUAGCUUUUCCUCGAACAUUUAAGAGCUCGUCAAAUCAACAAUGAGCAAGAGGAAAGCGCCGCAGGAAUCCCUAAAUGAGGGAAUAACAGACUUUCUUAUCGAGCUGGCCAAUUACGAGAAGAACGUCAACAGGGCAAUUCAUAAGUACAAUGCUUACAGAAAAGCAGCAUCUACCAUCGCCAAGUACCCCAAUAAAAUCAAAAAUGGUGAAGAGGCCAAGAAACUGGAUGGUGUUGGAGCUAAAAUAGCAGAGAAGAUUGAUGAGUUCCUACAAACUGGCAAACUAAGGAAACUGGAAAAGAUUCGAAAUGAUGACACCAGCACUUCCAUCAAUUUACUCACCAGAGUUACUGGGAUUGGCCCUGCUGCUGCAAGGAAGUUUGUUGAAGAAGGCGUGAAGACAUUGGAAGAUCUGAAAAAGAUUGAGCACAAGCUAAACCAUCAUCAACAGAUUGGGCUCAAGUACUUUGAAGAAUUUGAGAAAAGGAUUCCACGAGCUGAAAUGGAAAAGAUGGAGACUCUUAUCCUUGAAGAGUUGAAGGAGAUCGACGGCGAAUAUAUUGGAACAAUCUGUGGAAGCUACAGGAGAGGUGCAGCAUCGAGUGGUGAUAUUGACAUCUUGCUGACCCACCCAGACUACACCUCUGAGACAGAAAAGCAGCCCAAACUCCUCCAUGCAGUGGUCGACCAUUUGCAGUCCAUUGGAUUUGUGACUGACACUCUGUCCAAAGGAGACACCAAGUUCAUGGGAGUCUGCCAGCUUCAACAGAGCGAUGAAGAUGAGGAAGAAUACCUUCACAGGCGUAUUGAUAUCAGACUAAUUCCCAAAGACCAGUACUACUGUGGAGUUCUGUAUUUCACUGGAAGUGAUAUCUUCAACAAAAACAUGAGAACUCAUGCUCUGGAGAAGGGCUUCACCCUUAAUGAGUACACCAUUCGACCACUUGGAGUCACUGGUAUGGCAGGGGAGCCUCUGCUGGUGGAUAGUGAGAGAGACAUCUUUGAAUAUAUCAGCUACAAAUACAGAGAGCCAAAGGACCGUAGCGAGUGAAGCAAAGGGCAGCUUAAGGUUACAUCUGUCAGUUCAGAGAGCUACAUCUUUCCUGAAAACAAGAUCAGACGUUUGUGUGCAAAUCUCUGUGUUAAUGUGUUGCUCUUUCAUAAACAAGUCCCCUUUAUUAUUGAAAAACUGUGAAAGUAAUGUUUUAAUUUGAAAUCGUCCCUGUUGCUGAAAUUUGAGCCAAAACACAUGCUCCGCACAACAAAACUUUAAUUUUGUUUUUACCUUAGGUUUAACUCUCUGUGGUCCAAGCAUGUUGGGCUCUGUUUUUUUAAUAUUUUAUAAACCAAAAAACCUAACCCUGAGAGGAUCAGUCUUCAGGUUAAGUGGCUUUGGUUACAGUUGGUUAUCCAUCAUGAACAAUGAGUAACAUUUUUAUCAGGGAAUCUUGAUAGUUGAUUUUUUUCUUCAGAUAUAAUUCUUACACAGUUUGUGUUUCACUCACUCACCGUGGAAAUUUAAGAAAGUGUUUUUAAACCUAUAAUAUAAAGGGAUAUGUGGUAGGAAUAAUUACUCUUAUUUGGGACAAAAUCAAUAACUUUUAUUGGGAAAAUAUGGAAAUAUACUUUUAUUCGAAUGUUGAUUGAUGUGUGAAUAUUUGACUGUUACACUAGUAGACUUGAUGAAUCCAAUUUGUGUAGUGUGGAAAAGAUUGCAUGUACAUAAGGUCAGGAGUUAUUGUAUCCUCGGUGCUUUUCAGGGAGGCAUUUUAAAAGUUAAUAAAUUAACCAGAUAGCUGAAAUACUGUAUCUGGUAAUACAUAUUUUAAUCUCUAACCCAAAAUUUUAGUAUGAACAUACUAAGUGAGGAAUAGUUUGGCAUUUUGAGAAAAUAUUUAAGGGAAAAAAAAUAUGUGAACCAGUGUAGAUAAGUGGAUGUUCUUGGGCUGUGAACACCCAGCUGUUAACUGUGAGCAUGUAUGAGAAAUAAAUGGGUUUUAAGAAAA
Scatophagus argus is the source of this 2111-nucleotide messenger RNA. RefSeq names its product polymerase (DNA directed), beta (gene polb). The transcript has 14 exons. Lineage: Eukaryota; Metazoa; Chordata; Actinopteri; Scatophagidae. The coding region runs from base 146 to 1156 and encodes 336 amino acids. Gene Ontology annotation, biological process: double-strand break repair via nonhomologous end joining. Gene Ontology annotation, cellular component: nucleus. Gene Ontology annotation, molecular function: DNA binding; DNA-directed DNA polymerase activity. The record is from RefSeq and is a predicted model, not a curated record.